AUGGAUCUGAAACUAGAGGCAAAUAAAGAACAUAAACAGUUGGUGGGCGAAGAUGAUGAAUGUUGGAAGAAUGUAGACAACAAGAAAAGUCCUGAGGAUAUGCUGAAUGAGAUACAAAUGCAGAAAACUCAUGAACUCUACUGCUCAAAAUGUUUUCACAACAUCACAAAAACUGCUAAACUCUUUAAAAAGAAGAGAGAAGCGAGUUCUCCUUACAAUGAAGAUAAAUUCAUAUGGUGGUUUGUUAUAGUUUUCUCCUUCAAGUACCCUUUCAUCUACCUUCCAUGGUUAUAUAACAACACUCCAGGAGAUGUUACAGAUAUCAAGGGUCGUCUAAAGCCACAACAUGUUUCAGAUGUUGACGAUAUACCUGUCCCACCUUCUCCACCACUGUUACUACCAAAGUCACAUACCGAUAAAACUUUAAUCUCUGCACCCAAUUUUCCUGCAGAAGACGUUUCAAAGAUCCAAGGUAAUCUGAAACCACAAGAUCCUGAUAUUGUAGAAGACGAUAAACCUGUUUUGCCACCGAUAAAGAACAAAGGAGAUGUUACAGCGAUCAAGGGUCGUCUAAAGCCACAACAUGUUUCAGAUGUUGACGAUAUACAUGUCCCACCUUCUCUGCCACCAUUACUACCACAGCCACAUACCAAUGUUUCAGAGAUCCAAGGUAAUCUAAAAUCACAUGGUUCUGAUGUCUCGCCACCGAUAAAGAACAAAGGAGGCUGCUGGGUUCCCUUGGACAAAGAUUUCCCAAGUAACAUUGUCCUUUUUCUUAUCUCGUUGCUGCUGUCAUUGGCCAUUCUGGCUCUGUGCUGGUCUUUCAUUUCCCGUACCAAGGGGAAAAAAUCUGAAAGUGUUGCAAAUUUACCAAAUAUGGAAAUUUUACAAAACGGUGAAGCGCAGAUUUCUACAAGAAAACCAGGUCUUUCUACUCCAGGAAACAAAACAAAUGGUCGGUCAGAUACAGAGACAAAGAUCUCGCCACCUUUCUUGUGGAAACACAUUGUGGUUCUAGUUCAAAUUGUCUUACAAACAGAGCUAGACAUCUUGAAGAGUAUUGUGUACGGCGGACUAAUUGAGUCCAUCACAAGCUUCGGUGUUGUAUCAUCCGCUUCUGCAUCAGGAACUUCAACUCUCCACGUUAUUUCCUUAGGGCUAGCCAAUUUAUUCAGUGGCCUUUGUAUCAUCAUUUACAACCUAUAUGGACUCGUAACGUCUAAACCAAUUUAUCCAUAUGCCAAAAUUGGUCAUAUGACGGAUGAGAAAGCAACAGAUCCCUACGAGGAACUGUUGGGAAACAGAAACAAUGUCAUACUCCAUUGUAUCGUUGUUGUUGUUUCAUUCAUCUUCUUUGGUGUGAUCCCUCCUCUCUUGUACAGAUUCUCUUACAAGAUAACUGACAAUGGACGACACUAUGAAGCUGCCAUUGUCAUUGCUGCAUCUCUUGUCUGCGUCACCUCUCUCUCAUUUGCCAAAGCUUACGCCUUCGGCAUGGAUAAAAUCAAGACAGUGGCUGUAUACACCGGAAUAGCAAUUGGGGGAUCUGCACUUUCUCUUAUUGCAACCCAAUACGUUAGAGAUCUGCUGGAGAUGAAUGAGUUUCUUAAGCUUGCCUCUGAUUACCCUUAA
Messenger RNA from Eruca vesicaria subsp. sativa (arugula), 1632 nucleotides. The record is from the annotation of a GenBank genome assembly. Lineage: Eukaryota; Viridiplantae; Streptophyta; Magnoliopsida; Brassicales; Brassicaceae.